Molecule: messenger RNA, 539 nt
Organism: Trichobilharzia regenti
Lineage: Eukaryota; Metazoa; Platyhelminthes; Trematoda; Strigeidida; Schistosomatidae
Source: the annotation of a GenBank genome assembly
AUUUCGCGGUCAUGUGGGCUGUUCACUAUGUAAUUGUCUUGUUAUUCAUGCUAAAGUAGGGUGCAAGUCCUCCUCACUACUUUUUAAUCUGUGUUUGAUACGACAAUAGACACUUGGAUAUGUUUUGGACAUAAAAAGGCGUUCAUAAAUUUCUUUUUAACUCACUGGAUUACCCAUUAAAAUGCAUACAACUUUACUCAAAUUAUUAAUAUGUGCGGUACUCAGCACUUUUUUACAUUCAAUCUAUGGAUAUGUUGAAAUGCACUAUCCUGAUGAAUGUUUCUUUGAUCUAGUACGUUAUAAUGAAACAACAGGUUUCUUUUUCUAUCUGAAUCCAUUCAGACGAUCUGUGUACAGCCUGCCUGAAUGGGUAUUAACCUCAACAAAAGUCAUACGAGUGAAUUUCAAUUUUGUCUGUAGUAUUAUAUUACACGGAAUGCGUGAUCCUAUGCGACCAUGGGUAUUAUGCUGUAAAUUAAAAUUGUACUAAAAUAAAAGAUACCAGAACAGAUUUAUGAUUGUAGUAUCAUUGAAUGCUG